UGUAAAAUCAGGAGAAACUAAAUGUCAUUUCCAGUUCAGUCCUGACCACAGCAUUACCCUCAUGAAUCCAAAGACACAUGACACACAGGCUCUAGCUACAGUGGUCCACAGCUCCAGCAAGUCUGCAUAUAGAGAAGAAAUCCCAAGUCACAGAGCUGUGGGUCACCCUGGCUUGAAGGAAGGCCCCUCCUGGCAAAGCACCCAGCACUCUUGCCCUGUCUGUGGAGAAGGGUUUUGGAAAAAGAACCACUUGGUGAAGCACCAGAGGAGCCAUUCCAAGGAUGCAUCAUGUAGGGCCUGGAAGAAGUUCAACCAACAAGCUGAUGCGCAGGAGCAGUGGGAUAUCUCCAGGACACAGAGGCACUUCCGAUGUCCUGAGUGUGGGAAGAGCUUCCAUUUGAAGCAGUACUUGCUGAGACAUAUGGCUGUCCAUACAAAGAAGAGCCCAUUCCAGUGCCCUGAAUGCAAAAUGUGCUUCUGCCAGGAACAGACCCUUCUCUGCCACCAUCUCGGGCACAAGGGGGAGACGCCUUCCCCGUACCACAGAUGCAACAAGAGCGGCUUCUCCACGGACAGUGCACAGGCUCCCCAGUGCCAGCACAGAGGGGAGAGGCCAGCCUCCUGGACAAGUGGCAUUGGUGUGCACUCAGGACAAGAGCCAGGACUCGGCCUGGACUGUGAGGAGCACUGCCCGUGGGGGGAUGCAGAAGCUCUGCAGUGGGGCCACAGCCACAGUGGGGAGAGGCCCUUCCCCUGCCUGGAAUGUGGCAGGCGCUUCCUCUCAAGGUCCAAGCUGGCCAGCCACUUCCGAGUGCACGCGGGAGAAAAGCCCUUCCAGUGUUCGGAGUGCAACAAGCGCUUCCGUCUGAGCGGACUGCUAAGGGUCCACCAGCGUGUGCACCGUAGGGAGGGACCAUUCUCCUGCAAGAAGUGCGGCAAGGGCUUCACCAAGCGGUGCAAGCUCACUGAGCACGCCCGAGUCCACAGCGGCGAGAAGCCUUUCUGGUGUGCAGAGUGCAGCAGGGCCUUCCGCCAGAGGGGCCAGCUGCUGAGGCACCAGCGGCUGCACACAGAUGAGAAGCCCUUCCAGUGCCCGGAGUGCGAACUGAGCUUCCGCCUGCAGAGCACGCUGAGAGCCCACCAGCUGCGGCACGGCGGGGAGCGGCCCUUCGCCUGCAGUGAGUGUGGCCGCGGCUUCACGCACCAGUGCAAGCUCCGCGAGCACCUGAGAGUGCACAGCGGAGAGAGGCCCUUCCAGUGCCCCGAGUGCAGCAAGAGCUUCCGCCUGAAGGGCAUCCUGAAGGCGCACCAGCGCACCCACAGCAAGGAGCGGCCCUUCUCGUGCGCCGAGUGCGGCAAGGGCUUCACCCGGCAGUCCAAGCUCACCGAGCACUUCCGGGUGCACAGCGGCGAGCGGCCCUUCCAGUGCCCAGAGUGCGACAGGAGCUUCCGCCUGAAGGGGCAGCUGCUUAGCCACCAGCGCCUGCACACGGGAGAGAGACCCUUCCAGUGCCCCGAGUGCGACAAGUGCUAUCGCGUGAAGGCUGACCUCAAGGCGCACCGGCUGCUGCACAGCGGGGAGAUGCCAUUCUCCUGUGAGUGCGGCAAGGGCUUCGCCAAGCAGUCGAAGCUCGUGGAACACAUCAGGACGCACACCGGGGAGAAGCCUUUCCAGUGUCCCAAAUGUGACAAGAGUUUCCGCCUGAAGGCACAGCUGCUCAGCCACCAAGGCCUGCACACCGGGGAGAGACCCUUCCACUGCCCUGAGUGUGAUAAGAACUUUCGGGAAAGGGGACACAUGCUCCGGCAUCAGCGCAUCCACAGGCCCGAGAGGCCCUUUGCCUGUGGCGACUGUGGGAAGGGCUUCAUUUAUAGGUCCAAGCUGGCGGAGCACAUCAGGGUGCACACAAAAUCCUGCCGCGCUCCCAGUGAGCCCGACAUUAAGAAAAGGCUUAGCCAACUGUUUGCCAUGAUAGAGGCUGACUGGAGUUGAGGCAGGGGACCCGGGAGCGGUAAGCAGAGCUGGUGUUGCCCCGAUCCUCAGCAACGCAGUAAGCACACCAGUAGACAGAUUUUAGCAACAGGGGUCCUAGUUUGAGCAAGAAUGUAAUAAAAAUUAGGAAUAUAGGAGACCAUAAAAGAUUUUCUCUUCCAAAACAUCAAUACGCUGGCGAUGUAUCAGUGGUAGCACUUGCCUAACACACGUGAGGCCCUGGGUCCAAUCCCUGGGACCUCAAGCAAAGAAAAAAAGGAAACUAUCAAUUAUAUUUUCUAUCCAUUGAGAAAAAGAGGUAUUUCUUCUUGCCUUCUUAGGUGGUACUUUUUGCCCAAAUGCUAAGCUAGCUCCAUAAAAUCCCAGCUUGAAUAAGAUCUAAGGAAAUCCCUCCAGUACAUCCUCUGAAAGGAUGGGGUAUCUAUUAAAUGCCAUUUCUACUUUUUAUUUUUUUCAGAAUAUGAUUCUGUGGGUUAAGUCCAGUGAAUUCUGUUCCUGGCUUGAUAUGCCCUUGGAUUUGAUUUUGGCUUAUUUAUUUUGAAACUGAUAGCCAUAAGAUGAAUUCUCUGAAUCUCUCCUCUGUUUAUGUGAAUGCUGAAGGGCUCAUAGUGAUUAUACAUAGUUCCUCCUAAGGAAAUGCUGAUGGUUUCAGCAAAAUGUGGCUAAUCUGAGAAGAAACAAAAAACUACAGGUGCUGAGAGGUUGAGGCAGGAGGUAGAUCCUUGGGACUUCCAGAAGAGAGACGCUACUUGAAGGUGAGUGAGUGAGUGAACCUCUCAAGAGUGAACAUGUGAGCAGUUGAUUAAUGGCUAAUUUAUGGCAAAGUAAUGGAGCUAAACAGGUGAACCAGGAUGCAUUAUAGGCAACAAGAGUUUAGGGAAUUUCCAAGCAAAUGUUGGCAGUAAUACAAAUAAGUCCAGGAAACAGGUGAGGGCUACCCCGUUUGCCAUGUUAGAUGAAAGUUGUGUACAUACUUAGGGUCAGAGUCAUACUCUAUACAAAGAAUUCCUAAUUUUCAGAGGGCUGACCUGAAAUUCUGAGGGAUGAUAGAAAAUUAGAUUUAUCAGUAGACUGUAGUCUAAAACAAUGUUUCACAAAUGAUUUUUCUCUGGAACACUAGCUUUAAAGAUAUUUUGCAGAGAAGAAUUGCAUGGUCAAUUAUACAAAGAGCCUAAUUAAAUUGACUGUUGCUACCUUCUAAAUAUGAAUGAAUACACAAAGAUUAUCAAACUCAUUUAUUUGUUUAUUUUUAUGCUGGGGAUUGAACCCAGCUCCUCUACCAAUGAGACACAUUCCAUUCCCAGUCCUG
This is a messenger RNA of Urocitellus parryii (Arctic ground squirrel), 3302 nucleotides long. Lineage: Eukaryota; Metazoa; Chordata; Mammalia; Rodentia; Sciuridae. The record is from RefSeq and is a predicted model, not a curated record.